Chanos chanos (milkfish) is the source of this 1284-nucleotide messenger RNA. It is a transcript of the gene hoxb3a, whose product is annotated as homeobox B3a. NCBI's taxonomy places the organism in Eukaryota, Metazoa, Chordata, Actinopteri, Gonorynchiformes, Chanidae. Gene Ontology annotation, molecular function: RNA polymerase II cis-regulatory region sequence-specific DNA binding; DNA-binding transcription factor activity, RNA polymerase II-specific. The transcript is spliced from 3 exons. The coding region runs from base 1 to 1284 and encodes 427 amino acids. Gene Ontology annotation, cellular component: nucleus. Gene Ontology annotation, biological process: regulation of transcription by RNA polymerase II; anterior/posterior pattern specification; embryonic skeletal system morphogenesis. The record is from RefSeq and is a predicted model, not a curated record.
AUGCAGAAAACGACCUACUACGACAACUCAACGCUUUUCGGAGGUUACUCGUAUCAGGGUGCCAACGGUUUCAGUUAUGAGGCUCCGGCACCAGCCUUUCAAACCUCAGCACACCUCGAAGGCGACUACCAGAGGUCCGCCUGCUCGCUGCAGUCGCUCGGCACCAGCGGCCCGCCGCAACCGCAGCAUGCCAAAACGAAAGAGCUCAACGGCAGUUGCAUGCGACCCAGCCUGCCACCCGAGCAUCAUCCACCACCCCAAGUCUCCCCUCCCCAGAACCCCGUGAAUGCCACCGGUUCCAGCUCCGCUCAGCAGCCGGGCGGCAGCGGCAACGGCGUGGUCGGCGGUGGCGGCGGCGGCGGGGGCGCGGCGAAGUCGUCGUCCAAACCGUCCUCGAUGGCUCCGAACCCUACCCUCGCCAAGCAAAUCUUCCCCUGGAUGAAAGAGUCGAGGCAGAACACCAAGCAAAAAAACAACUCCCCCAGUGCAAGCUCAGCUAACGGUGUAGGUGGCACUGAGGCUGAUACGAGCAGUGGCGGUGAGAAGAGCCCCCCGGGUUCUGCCGCCUCUAAGAGAGCGCGCACGGCCUACACGAGCGCGCAGCUGGUGGAGCUGGAGAAGGAGUUCCAUUUCAACCGGUACCUCUGCCGGCCGAGGCGCGUGGAGAUGGCCAACCUGCUCAACCUCAGCGAGAGGCAGAUCAAGAUAUGGUUUCAGAACCGACGCAUGAAGUACAAGAAGGAUCAGAAAUCGAAAGGCAUGGGUUCGUCUUCCGGGGGGCCUUCGCCCACCGGGAGCCCGCCCCUCCCCAUGCAGUCGUCCGCUAGUUUCAUGAACUCCAUGCACUCAAUGGGCAGCUAUGACGCACCGUCGCCUCCAUCUUUUAAUAAACCCCAUCAAAACGCAUAUGCCAUGUCUACCGCCUACCAGAAUCCAAUGAAAGGAUGCCCAUCGCAACAAAAAUAUGGGAACACAGCACCAGAAUAUGACCCUCACGGUUUGCAGGGUAACAGUGGCAACUACGGGACGCCUAAUAUGCAGGGGAGCCCCGUCUACGUCGGUGGCAACUACGUGGAUGCCAUGCCCACCACCGGGCCUUCCAUGUAUGGCCUCAAUCACCUACCACAUCAUCAGUCGGCAAACAUGGACUACAAUGGUGCCACGCAGAUGUCUACCAACCAACACCAUGGACCGUGCGACCCCCACCCAACAUACACGGAUCUGUCAGCGCACCAUCCUUCUCAGGGUAGAAUCCAAGAAGCACCCAAGUUGACUCAUCUGUAG